ACUUUUUUACUCAUCAACACAAUCGCAUAAAUAAUGCAUAUUCUCCAAACCCUAGUUCUACUUCUAUUCUCUUCGCAGAUUCAGUCGAGGUAUUUCUUGAAGGAUCUUCACCGGAGCACAUCGAGCGGUGAUGGCUCCACAACAGCCAAAGAGUGGACUCUUUGUGGGUCAGAACAGAGGCCACAUUGUCACCAAGAAGGAAUUGGCCCCACGUCCAUCUAAUAGGAAAGGAAAAACCAGUAAAAGAGUCCACUUUGUAAGGAACCUGAUCAGGGAAGUUGCUGGUUUUGCACCAUAUGAAAAGAGAAUCACUGAGCUUCUCAAGGUUGGGAAAGACAAGCGUGCAUUGAAAGUAGCAAAGAGAAAGCUUGGCACUCACAAGAGAGCAAAGAAGAAGCGUGAGGAGAUGUCUAAUGUUCUCCGCAAGAUGAGGUCUGCUGGAGUGGAUCACAAGAAAAAGUGAGGGUAUUCAUCAAUUGUGCCUGCAACCAUCUUAAAUCUAUUGAAAAGAUCAGUAGGUAGACUGGUAGAGAUGCUUGCUUAUCAUGGCUUUCAUUAUUUGUAAUGGGGAACAAAAUUUUGACUGGAGUCAUUUUGUUUUAAUUUGAAAUGGAGAACAGUAGCCUCCCAAAUUUUUAGUUUUAUUCUAGAAUCAGAAAUUGCAUGCUGCACUAGUAAGUUGUUAACUAAGUUUGUCUUGUGUUAUCUACUCUAAUCAUACACUGAUUACUUCACCAA
Messenger RNA from Macadamia integrifolia, 738 nucleotides. RefSeq names its product 60S ribosomal protein L36-3-like. Gene Ontology annotation, cellular component: cytosolic large ribosomal subunit; ribosome. Gene Ontology annotation, molecular function: structural constituent of ribosome. NCBI's taxonomy places the organism in Eukaryota, Viridiplantae, Streptophyta, Magnoliopsida, Proteales, Proteaceae. The coding region runs from base 131 to 463 and encodes 110 amino acids. Gene Ontology annotation, biological process: cytoplasmic translation. The record is from RefSeq and is a predicted model, not a curated record. The transcript has 5 exons.